Lytechinus pictus (painted urchin) is the source of this 2515-nucleotide messenger RNA. RefSeq lists its product as uncharacterized. Gene Ontology annotation, biological process: DNA replication. Lineage: Eukaryota; Metazoa; Echinodermata; Echinoidea; Temnopleuroida; Toxopneustidae. The transcript is spliced from 2 exons. The coding region runs from base 9 to 1175 and encodes 388 amino acids. Gene Ontology annotation, molecular function: nucleotide binding; DNA binding; DNA-directed DNA polymerase activity. The record is from RefSeq and is a predicted model, not a curated record.
CAAAGAGAAUGCAGACUUUUUUUCAAUUCUUCAAGGUCUUCAAAGAGACCAUCAGAACCCCUCUCGAUCCACGCGAUGCCUUCUAUGGAGGGAGGACGGGGGCUUCCUGCCUGUACUACAAAGCCAGCAAAUUGGAAAAAAUUGGCUAUGUUGACGUCUGCAGUCUCUAUCCAUGGGUGAACAAGGUCGGCAAAUAUCCCGUUGGACACCCGCAGAUCAUCACCGAAAAUUUUUCCAACAUCGAAGAGUAUGAAGGUUUGAUCAAAUGCCAACUGUUCCCUCCGAGGAAACUGUAUCAUCCCGUCAUACCUUACCGCCCGCCAGGUACGUCCUCAAAAUUGAUGUUCGCUUUAUGCAGAACAUGCGCGAUCGAAAAACAACAGACACCGUGCACCCACACCGAGAAAGAGAGGAUGAUGGAAGGGACGUGGGUGACCGACGAAGUCAAACUUGCCUUGAGCAAAGGCUACACCAUGGGCAAGAUUUUCGAAGUGUGGCAUUUUUCGGAAACCACGCAAUACGAUCCAGAGUCCAAGACGGGGGGUUUGUUCUCUGGAUAUAUCAACACAUUCCUGAAGGUGAAACAAGAAGCUAGCGGAUGGCCGGCAGAAUGCCGCUUUCCGGGGGAUGAAGAAGGCCUUCCCGUGCCGAAGGAUAUUCACGAUCGCCGGGAACGCUAUCUGAGAGAAUACUUGGAGAAGGAAGGGGUGAAACUGGAUCCAGAGAACAUCAAACAUAACCCGGGUCUCCGAGCAGUAGCUAAGUCGGCCCUCAAUUGUAUGUGGGGAAAGAUGGGACAGCGAGGAAAUCUUGCCAAAGCCGAAUACUUCACCGGCCCUGGGGCUUUCUAUCAACGGCUCACUGACGAAACUCGAGAAGUCUUACGAGUCGAUUUCCCCACGGAUCAAGUUGCCAAGGUGGUCAGUGUCCCGGAAGAGGAUUUUGAAACCAGCCUCGGAAACACGAACGUGGUGGUUGCGGCCUACACCACGGCACAGGCCAGGCUUAAGUUGUACAGCUACCUGGACAUUUUGCAAGACCGCGUGCUGUACUACGACACCGACUCGGUCAUCUUCGUCGACAGAGAGGGCGCCCCAAAGGUUGAAACAGGGAAUUUCUUGGGGGAUAUGACGGAUGAGCUGGAGUGCUAUGGAGAAGGAAGUUUCAUCGAAUAAUUUUGCUCGGGCGGCAGUAAAAAUUACGCCUACAGAGUGUAUGAGGGGGAGAGCGGAAACUAUUCUACCGUAUGCAAGGUCCGUGGCAUUACCUUAAAUUUGAGAAACAAGCGAGUGGUCAAUUUUGAAAGUCUCAAAUCCAUGGUGUGCGAUGGAAAAGCGGCCAAUGUCAUCACCGAUCCCAGACGCAUCGCUCGUACACGGAAUGGGCAGUUGGUCACAAGAACGGAACAGAAGGCUCACCGCGUGGUGUUCGAUAAACGCGUCAAGAUGGCCGAUUAUAACACGCUUCCGUAUGGCUACUAAAUGAACAUUGGGAAGUGCCCGCGUUACAUCGUGAACGAAUUAAAACCCGAUCCUCAACAGGUAUAUAUGACAUUGUUUUUACCACGAGGGUUAGUAUUAACCAUGGACCUGCGAAUUAAGACACCGUUUAGGAUGAUACUGGCAGGACCAUCCAUGUCCGGCAAAACGACCUUGAUAAGGAAAUUGUUGAAAAACGGAGAGACGUUGUUUGACCGACAAUUCAUCAAAAUACUCUGGUGUUACGGGCAAUACCAACGGGAGACUUUUUCACAGAUUCAAACGGAAAUUCCCAAUGUAGAAUUUCACGAAGGAUUGCCCGACGACCUUCCUACGCAGUUCAACACCGCCCAUCCAAAUCUGCUGGUGCUCGACGAUCUUAUGUCCGACGCCUCCAAAGAUGCACGAGUUACCAAGCUCUUUGCCAUUCAUUCCCACCACCUGAAUACAUCCGUGGUUCUCUUGACCCAAAAUAUUUUUCACCGAGGAUCUCAGAGCCGCAGUAUAAGUUUGAAUGCUGACAUUCUCGUACUCACCAAAAAUACGAGGGAUCGGUCUCAAAUUCAAUACUUGGCCCGCCAGCUGGCCCCCGACCGGCCCAAAUUCAUACAGGAAAGUUAUCAAGAUGCCACAUCUACCCCUUUCGGUUACCUGUUCAUAGAUUUGAAACCCGAAACGCCGGAGCAGGUGCGAGUGAGAACUGGCAUCUUUCCUGGGGAUGUGCACGUUGCGUACUUGAGGAAAUAAAUAUAAGAGGUGUGAACAGGAUUCAAGGCUUUAGUUUUAAAUUCGAGGGUGAUGAGACAACACCCCCAAUGGCAAACAGAUUAGAGAGAAACACCCCCUUCUUGGAAGUGCUGGCUCGUGGAACCCCGAAACAGAAGAAUGCUAUACUCGAAGGAGCUUCGGAUGACCUUUGCAAGUGUCUCUCCGAAAUAUGCCACAACGUUUUACGAGGCUGCCUUAACCUCUCCAACCGGGAAACCAAACAACUAAAAAGACACAGAGCACGAAUCAGAGAACUGGGAAAUCGCAAC